ACCAUGCCAUUGCGCCGAGCCGGACCAUUAAACUCAUUUUCGCCUGUCAACUUCAUUUCAUUCCUUGGCGAAAGCUAGCUGCAGCACAUACUUAGCGCCGCAGCACCUCGCGCACCAGCAAGGCACUGAAUGUUUCCGCCAUACUGGUGUGCUGUUUCUCGGACAACAUAGAUUACGCAGGAAAUGAAUCCCGCUGAACCCUAAGAUCCGUCCUUCAGUAUGAACGCGGACGAGGAGCAGGUGGUAGCCAUGGUGACCAUUCGCGAAGCCCUUCUUUCGGUCGUGGGAGAGAAUGUCACCUUCAUCCAGCCGAUUGUGGAGGCUCUCUCCGGGCUAGGCUUCAACGAGCAUGCACAGGCCGGGCUAGCCUUCAGUCUGCUAGAAGCGGACCAAGCGGCAGGCCUCACUGUUCGGCAGCGGCUCGCGCUAAAAGCUGCCAUUCAAGCUGUGGCGGCUCGCCUGGGCGCGGGGAGCGCGACAAGAGCUGGUGAGUUGCGGGUUGGGGUUGUUUGGGUUUUCCCGAGCGGGUUGGGUUUGUCCGAGCUCAAGUACUCUCUGAAGAUGUUUGUCCUGUCUUGCAUGCUUCCCCCUUCAGGCCACGCGGAGUCUGCGGCUGCCGGGUCGCUGACAGCUGCUGCUGCAGAAUGCGGCCAUCGUGCUUGUGGCAUCCCCGCCGCCCUUGCAGGCACAGCGGUUGCACCUGGAGGAGUUCUCGACGACCGAAGCUUUGAGGUGGCGCUGGCGAUGCUUGCGGUCGUCCCCGGGACACCGCCGCCCGCAACUGCUGCCGAACUUCGGCGCUGGCUGGAGCAGCCGCUGGGCAGGCCGCUGCCGCUGGAUCCGUCCGCUUACAACUGGCUGCGCUACGAUGUGGACAGCCGCCGCGUGCUGCACCUUGUGGAGGCGACCCCUGGGGCGUUCGCCUUGUCGGCCACGGUAUUCACGGCCCUCACCCCCGGGCCUCCUGGCGGAUCGGAGAUAGCGCUCGCUGUGAAGUUGGGUCCGCUCAUCAACGCCCUAUUUGCGCGACUACAGGCCCUGACAGGGCUGCUGCCUCACCGCCUGGACCAUGACACAGACCGUUCGCGCGGACGCCUGCGCCCAAAUUUCUGCUUCUGGGUGGACGACACGCUCGUGUUCAAGGGGGAGGUCACGGCGAAAAGCCACGACAUGAGACUCGCUGUGGAGAAGCUUGGCUCCAAAAUGGGGCAUGUGUGGUCGCCAAUCGCUUUUGGCAACCUGCCGUAUCUGCCGUGCUAUGCGACUGCGGGCCCACAGCUCCAAUUCUACGCCGUCCUCAAGAGCCAGCCUCAGCAGCCCGUCAGCAUCAGCAAGCAGUUCGAUCUUUCUGUGGUCGCCGAUCGUGUCGAGGUGGUGCACCACGUGGUCAACGUCUUCCGCCUGCUGUGCUGGUGCUUGCGGCCGCUGCUGCCGCCGUACCCUGUGACCGUUGGGGCUGUGCUCGAGCGCCCGCCUGGUACCACGAUCACGAUCCUCGCGGACCGGGUCGUCAAGAAAAUCAAGUACUUCGCCAGCAACAACAAGGGUGUCGAGUACAACGACCUGGCCAACGUGUAUGGCGCGACCCGCCACGCUGCAGGCCUCAUCCACGCCAUCGAUGGGCCGACGCUCAGCGAGAGCAAGGGCACGUACCAGGUGGUCCUGGCGCCCCUGGGUAAUCGCCGGCGCCCCACGAACGAGGGCGAGCUGCGGCGGGCGAUCCAGGACGUGCUGCACGGCGUCGCUGCCCUACACCAGGCCGGCUACGUGCACCGCGACAUCCGCUGGGAGAACGUGCUGUGCAUCGGCCAGGACUCGUGGAUUCUGUCAGACCUGGAGUCUGUGGCGCGGGAGCCGGCGCAGACGGCUGCUGGCGAGGGCAGCUUCCGCGCCGCCUGCUGGACGGACGAGACCCUGGACGAGCGCGGCAUGUACACAACCGCGUCGGACGUGCAGCUUGUUGGGGAGCUGAUUGAGACGUGCAAGAUUCUCUCACUGGGCGCACAGUGCGUGGAGCUCAAGGCGCAGCUGACGGCGUGCGCGGCGGCCUCACGCCCUUCUGCAGCAGAAGCGCUGUGCCACCCCUGGUUUUCCGCAAGCGCGCCGCUCUGAGCGUGGCACCUGCUAAGUGCAGCUUCCGUGCGCGGGGUCGCGCGCUACGCGCGGGCCGCUGCGGCCCUGCACGCGGCUGCUGCUGGGCAGAGCGCUAGGCUGUAGUCCGCGCUAGGCUGUGGUCGGAGCAGGCGGGCCGCGAGCGGAUGCCGCACAGCGUCCUGGACCUCCCGUAGGCCGCUCUUUGCCGCCGGCAUCGCGGGGCCUCUGGCCCGCACAUCAGUAGCUGCCUGCCAACGAGGCUGGGCGGGGCGAUGAAGCCUGCCGCUGGGUGACGUAACGCGCCAAGCCGUCCGCGCGCGGCGCCAUCGUCCCCAUGCAGUCACUUGGGGCCUGGUGAUUGCGUUGUGGAAGCCUUUUUUGUUAUUCAUACAAAGCAUGAACUUUGCAUCGGCAUCUCGUUUACUACAUAUGAAGACUACCGGUCCGCUGGACAACUGCGAACGAGUGUGGAGGAGAGCGAGGCCUGUGCUAAGACAGCGUGGAGUUGGGUGCGUUGCGGGGCGGGUCGGGGGGGACCCCCACGGCCAUGCAUGAUGGAUGAAUUGAGCAGACAGUUAUGGAAUGUUGCAGCUGUGGGCGACCUCUGACCCCGAAACACGGCCGCUGCAGCCUACCAGCCUCUUUGGGACGAGACGUGACAGUUAGCCGCCCCAACUGAUGUGAUAGUUACCCUACUAGUUCCCUCAAAAGCCUUUUGGGAGGGUCUAGGGUCUGGCUCGCGCCGACGCGUGAAUGAUAGAGAAGAAGAUACAGUUAGCGCUCGAGGUGAUUGCGACGUCUGAGGGGCCAGAGUCAGAGUGGGAUGCCGAGUGGGGCGCGUGGAGCGAGUGGCUCCUCGGGCGUGUGCAUUUGCAUCAAUUUCCGGGGAAUGGACAAAGCGAUGAAAAGGAGGCAGCACAGGGCAUUACGGAAGGAUGUGUAUGUGGUCGGUUUACACGGGGAAGUGGCUGAAGAAGAAGAAGACGCGUUUGCCCUUUCAGGGGAACCCUACCACCGAGCACAUGCCCGGCACCAGCAUGCCCUGGCCUGGCUGGUGGCAAGUGGUGGAAAAGAUGUUGACGAAUGGGAAGGAGGUGACGCGACUAGUGCGGGACAAGAACCAAGCCUGUGAGCAACAAUGACGUACAAAGGUGGUGUAAUGCUUGUGCCAA
This is a messenger RNA of Chlamydomonas reinhardtii, 3266 nucleotides long. RefSeq lists its product as uncharacterized. Gene Ontology annotation, biological process: protein phosphorylation. The record is from RefSeq and is a predicted model, not a curated record. The transcript has 15 exons. Gene Ontology annotation, molecular function: protein kinase activity; ATP binding. NCBI's taxonomy places the organism in Eukaryota, Viridiplantae, Chlorophyta, Chlorophyceae, Chlamydomonadales, Chlamydomonadaceae. The coding region runs from base 220 to 2112 and encodes 630 amino acids.